CCCACACAACGGAGAAUCGUUUUCAGCACAGCAAAAACUUAGAAAAAAAUUCUGAAAAACCUAUUCAAAAUUAAUUUAUAUGAAAUCAAUGCGCACGUUUAUCGCUUGGCCUUUGUCUUGAUCGAAAGUUUUGCCAAUAAAAACGUGUUGAGCUCGACAGCCCCAUGGAUCAGUCCAAUGGCGAUCGCAAGCACAGCCUCGAGCAGGCAACGCCCGGGGAGUGCUCCUCGCUCGGCCCGGCAGAGAGUUGCAGCAAUAAGCGCAAGCUCUACGCCAUAGAUGAGCACGAGGAGCAUUGCCCACCGACUGGGGUCGGAGCGAAGCCUGAGCCGGAGGCGGCAUAUGAUGCGGAUGUCGAGGAACUGGAGCAGCCGUUGAGUGGCCCGCUGUCGCUGAGCAAAUUGGCCAGCGAACGUGAGGUAAUCUACGAGCUGUUCCAGCCCUGGGCCCUUAAGACCUACGGGGAUCAGGCAAAGACCAAGACGAUAACGUUGCGCAAGAAGGCGCGCAUCCUGAAAGCGCUCGAGGGCAAGGAGCACAGUCGUCCCGAUAGCUCCAAGUUUCGCUUCUGGGUGAAGACCAAGGGCUUUACGACCAACCGACCCGACGGCUUCGAGGAGGCGCCCGGCAGCCGACGCCGCCUUGAACCCUUGUCCGCGACGGCUGUGCUCUCGGAUAAUCCCGGUGCCGUUGAUCUGUUUGCUGCCUCGAAAAGCAAAGAUUUCGGCCGUCGCAUCUAUCGGAAGGUGGCCUGCGUCGAGGAGUUCUUCGACAUCAUCUUCAACGUGCACAUGGAGCUGGGCGGACGCAGCGGCAUGCACGCGGGUCAGAAACGCACCUAUCGCAUUAUAACCGAGACCUAUGCAUUUCUGCCCCGCGAGGCUGUCACGCGCUUUCUGACCAUCUGCCCGGAGUGCAAGAAGAACCUGCGACCCUCCUCGCCUUCGACAGGCUUUAAGGAGGAGCUAGCCGGCAACGAGAGCUCCUCGGAAUUGGAGACCUAUUUGAAUUAUUCAUCGCACACGGAAAGCUCCUUGGAGGCGGGCCCCACGGCCAAGCGGCGGCGUCACUCCAGCGCCGAUCUUAAGCCAACCGUGGCACCGCUGGCCGCCAGCUCGGUUGCCAGCAGCGCCAGUGCCACGCAGCUGGAUGCAAUUGCUCCACCAAGUCCCACUAUGCACGCUGAGGCGGCGGGCGAGGCGGCUGGCGAGGCGUCAACGGUGGACGUGCCCAAGAUACGAGUCAAGAGCCAGCUACAGCGUCUGUUCAGUCCGCCAUCGGAGCCGGCGGCUCCACAGCCCCAACCAGUUCCCCCCACCACCACACAGCUGCCGGGCUUCGAUUUGCAGCUGCUCAAGUCGCCGGAUAAUCUGGUCCGCUAUUACGAUUUCAUGAGACGCUUCUAUGCCGGCGGCAGCGGUUCGCUGCUCGAUCAACCGGUUUUAGCUCCGCCCCUCUACGGCAGCAGCCUGCUGCAGAGCCUCAGCUAUCCAAUGAGCAGCACGGGCUGCAGCACAGUUGCCAAGACAGCGUCUGCUGCGACGGCCAGCAGCUCCUCCCCGUUGGGCUCGACUCCUUGUGCACGCUCACCGAUUGCCACGCCCGCCCCGUCCGCCCCGUCCGCCCCGUCCGCCUCGUCCGCUGCAGCCGCAGCGCCCCAUACGCCCAUAAAUCUAACCAAAUCUUCUCUUUCCAGCUCCAGAAACGGACAGCCCGCAUCCACCUCAACGCCCCUGGCUGCCGCUCCGCUCAAGCUGGAGCUGCCCAGUCCACCCAAGACGCUGCCCACGGAUCUGCGCAUACCGCAGCUGCUGCUGCGCGGCGCCUCGGCGCCGUUAGAGCAGCUGCCGCAGCCGCUGCCGCCGCUCGACUUGGAGCGCCUGAAGCCAAUUACAUCCACAUAUCUGCAGCUCACACGCAGCAUGGGAUUGAGCGACGAGGAUGCACUGCGCUUCGAUAAUCUGGUGAGUAAAGAUUUUAAAUAUACACUUUAG
Messenger RNA from Drosophila virilis, 1994 nucleotides. RefSeq names its product transcription factor HIVEP3. Lineage: Eukaryota; Metazoa; Arthropoda; Insecta; Diptera; Drosophilidae. The record is from RefSeq and is a predicted model, not a curated record.